UUGUUCAUGUACGGUGCCGCGCGCAUCUUUAUGUGAUUUACACAUCAGCAGCCUGUCCUCCUAAUGUCAUGCGGUAACGUAUCUUGCAGGCUAGCCAUUCGCACAUGCAUCUGUGACCGUGACGGCUGAGCUCGCGUCUACCCGAUAUCCUGGCAGCAUCCCUUGAACCUUCGAUUGGUGCGACGCAGUCAUUCGCACCUUCGACGAUCUCCAGUUGGCCCCAUCAGUUGGCCCCCAACAUGGCCAAUCCUAACGCUCCAGACGAGUCGCCGGCAGAGAUAUGGUUCGAGCAAGCUAACAAUGCGGCAGUUUACAUAGGCGCGAUUGCCUACGGCAUACACAUGGCAAUCUUCUUUAUAUGCGCGUACCAGGUAGCAACAAAGAGGCGAUUUUUGCGGUGGAUGCCUUUGAUCGUAGUCCUGUUCUCCAUGGCUACUGUAAACAUCAGCAUGAAUAUCCACUUCAACGAGAUGGCGUGGAUCGACAAUCGUAAUCAUCCGGGCGGCCCGCUUGCGUUCCUGCUGGAACAGCAAGCAAGUCGUUUCAAUACUGCGGGGAACGCUUCUGCUUUCGUAGCUACGUUUCUCGCCGAUGGUAUACUGGUCUAUCGAAUAUACAUCGUCUGGAUGAACUGGUGGAUUAUGAUCAUUCCCAUUCUCAUGUGGUUAGCCUCCGCUGUCCUAUCCGUUCUCACUACAGUUCAGGCCGCCCGUCCGAACUCGAGCCUCUGGGCUAGUGGAACGCUGGACUUCUCCGUUCCGUACUGGUCGCUAUCGAUCGCGCUCAACAUCCUCCUCACGCUGCUCCUCAUCUCGCGACUUCUCUACAUGCGGCACGUCAUCGCUUCGACACCACUAGGACAAGCGCAUGGAAAGACAUACGCGGGGAUAGCCGCAAUGGUGUUGGAGUCCGCCCUUCCCUACAGCACGAUCUCGAUUGUGUUCAUCAUCCUCUACGGCCUACAGAAUACGGCAGCAGACCUGUUCAUCCCGCUGCUGCUGCAGGUUGCGUGCAUCGCUCCGGAGCUCAUCAUCCUGCGAGUCACUCGCGGCGUGGCCUUGUCGAGCGAGCUGCUGUCAGAAGCGAGGCUGUCGGCGCUGCAUUCGGACUGCAGCGUUGUUUGGUCAGAGACAGCCGUCUCAGAUGGCGCUUCCAAGCAUAUUUCCAAGGACGUACUCCAGACGGAAGUUUAAUACAAGCCACGUGGACCCGUCAUGGGUGUAUAUGUAUGCGGAACCGAUUGGCAUGCAUUAAUGGGCGUGAUCUCUCCAGCGUUCACAAGCGACGUUCCGCCGACGGCGAGCUUCAUACACUGCGCAUAUAUCAGUCUAUAUUUAUGGUGCAUCGUCCACAUCGUUGCACAUAUGUCCGUAUGUCCAUACCUCCUGCGCAUGUGCACGGCCCUGCACAACGCAUCCUCACCUUGCAGAAUGAAGACACCGCAAGCACAUAGAAUGACUACGUUGCUGUGCUCAUCGGUGUACGAUCGCCCGCUGAGCACCAUCAGGCCAAAUCGUGAACCUGACAAACACGGCGAAGCGAGGAAGAGACUUCAUGCAUGAUUUUUCCAUCAUUACAGGGACAAAGUGGCAACAUCAGUGCCAUGUAUGUGACGACGGCUAUCGUUGUGAAUAACAAUGCACGGCCUGAGGAGG
Molecule: messenger RNA, 1655 nt
Organism: Laetiporus sulphureus 93-53
Lineage: Eukaryota; Fungi; Basidiomycota; Agaricomycetes; Polyporales; Laetiporaceae
Exons: 5
Coding region: 240-1193 (317 amino acids)
Source: RefSeq, a predicted model, not a curated record